AUGGCCCUUCGAACACCCAUCCGCUUCGAACAUCAGUCUAGCCGUGGCGGGCUUCGGCUUCAGGACAAUCGGCAGGCUGGUCAACCACCCACUAAUCAAUCAACCGUCCACUUCGAACACCCACUUCGAGCAUCAAAUACCAGUCUGGCCGUGGCGGGCUUCGGCUUCAGGACAAUCGGCAGACUACUCAAUCGAGCUUCGAACACCCAUCCACUACGAACACCGACAACCAGUCUGGCCGUGGCGGGCUUCGGCUUCAGGACAAUUGGUAGACUGCUCAAUCAACCAAUUCAACUAUCCACUUCAAUCAACCUUCCGUCUUGA
Penicillium concentricum is the source of this 324-nucleotide messenger RNA. RefSeq lists its product as uncharacterized. The record is from RefSeq and is a predicted model, not a curated record. The transcript has a single exon. Lineage: Eukaryota; Fungi; Ascomycota; Eurotiomycetes; Eurotiales; Aspergillaceae. Bases 1 to 324 code for a protein of 107 amino acids.